AUGCCCUCUCGAAGCAAAGAAGAUAACGACAGCUGGGAUCAGUUCCGUAAGGAAUCAUCCAUGUUUAUUGACGACAAGAAGAAGAAGAAAGUCAAGAGAGCUGCCUCCACCGGUGGCGGCGUGAAACGACACAACAGCAAUGGCUCUGUUACUAUCAAGAAAGCCUUAUCAGACGCCAUUUGGACACGGACCAAGACCAAUGAUGGCAAGUCCCGACGGAACAGCUCUCCUGCCGACAUCCAAAAAACUCGCCAAAAAUUGCAAAAUGCUCAAGUUGGCAAGAUUCUGGACCAGAAAAAGGCAGACGGUGCUCGUCUUGGACGGGUCAGCCGUCGUGGGAAGUUUGUAACAGCCAGCAUUGCUGCCUAG
Seminavis robusta is the source of this 369-nucleotide messenger RNA. The record is from the annotation of a GenBank genome assembly. NCBI's taxonomy places the organism in Eukaryota, Bacillariophyta, Bacillariophyceae, Naviculales, Naviculaceae.